Messenger RNA from Capsicum annuum, 1393 nucleotides. RefSeq names its product ethylene-responsive transcription factor ABI4. The record is from RefSeq and is a predicted model, not a curated record. NCBI's taxonomy places the organism in Eukaryota, Viridiplantae, Streptophyta, Magnoliopsida, Solanales, Solanaceae. Gene Ontology annotation, biological process: response to stress; positive regulation of DNA-templated transcription. The transcript has a single exon. Gene Ontology annotation, cellular component: nucleus. Gene Ontology annotation, molecular function: DNA-binding transcription factor activity; transcription cis-regulatory region binding. Bases 141 to 1073 code for a protein of 310 amino acids.
UCAUCCACCAUUUACAAAUACCAUUUAUCCUUGACACAACAGCCUUCUACAGUCCUCUCUUUCAACUCAUUGGGUAAACAAACAACGAGGCGACGGAUUUCUCUUUUUAAUCAAUUUUCAUCUCUUUGGAACUAUACACUAUGAAUGGCACCAGUGCAGGUCCUCAUCAUCCCCACCCUACGCAAGACUUUAACCCCAUCAACCAAGAAGAAAAAACCAUCACUGCGGUUAAUGACGAUACCUCAACUAGCAACAAGAGAGGGAAAGGCAAAGGAGGACCUGACAAUAACAAAUUCAAGUUUCGAGGAGUUAGACAACGCAGUUGGGGCAAGUGGGUGGCCGAGAUCCGAGAGCCGCGUAAACGGACACGACGUUGGCUCGGCACAUUUGCAACUGCUGAAGAUGCCGCUCGAGCCUAUGACCGUGCCGCUAUUAUACUCUAUGGUUCGAGGGCUCAACUCAAUCUACAACCUUCUGGUGUAACUACUAGCUCAGCCUCUUCUUCCACGUCUUCUAGACGCUCUAGUUCAUCCUCUACUACCCAAACUCUUCGUCCUUUACUUCCUAGGCCUUCUGGAUUUGAUUUUUCUUUCUCUUCUUCUGCACAUAUACCUCCAAUUUCUCCCUCCACAAACGUAUUGGCUGGUGGUAAUUACGUACCGUAUGAAUUUUACCCUGCCGUACAAUAUGCUGACAUGGCACAAAACCCUCAACAAUAUGUACCUUGUGGUGAUGACGUAUAUAACGAGAGUGCGACCACUAAAGCAUGGACGGUAUGUUCUGAUUCAAACCCUAACCCUGGACAUCAACAACAAGAGGAUAAUAAUCAACAAUAUCAGCCGCAGCAGCAACAAAAUUGUUUGUAUGACGAGAUAAACACUUUAGUUGGAUCAGUGGGUCCAUCUUUGUCCCUAUGUUCGACUCAAAUGGUGAAUGCCGCACCGGUUGUUUCGGACCCCGUGGCAGCAGUGGGAUGUCCAGGGUAUCCGGUUUUGUGGCCUAAUGGUGAUGAUAAUUACCCGCCCGCUGAUAUGUGGGAUUAUGGUAAUGAUCCCUUCUUGUUUGAUUUUUGAAUGAGAAGAGACUUUGCAAUUAGAUUUGUUGUCUCGAAUAACAUGAAAGAACAGUGGAGGAGUAGUAUUCGAUAUAUAUAUAUAUAUAUAUAUAUAUAUACACACAUAUGGCUGAAGGUUGUGCUUCUGUUCAAAUAGCCGAAAUUUGCACUCCGGAGGAAAUUGCAUUUAUUCAAUUGUUGCAUGCUCCUGAAUCUCCGAGGCACAAGAAGGAUUUUCUACUGCUUUUAAAUUAGUUGGGAUAUGACGAAACAUAUAAAGGAAGAUCAUUUGUAUACUGCUUUGAUCGGGUUUUAAUUAUGUGAUGCAUUUUUUCUCUU